Corylus avellana is the source of this 1016-nucleotide messenger RNA. Lineage: Eukaryota; Viridiplantae; Streptophyta; Magnoliopsida; Fagales; Betulaceae. The record is from RefSeq and is a predicted model, not a curated record.
CUGAUCUACUCUGGUUACAGUUGCACUCAAGGUUGGUUCUUCACACCUUGCUCCAGCACUCCAAGUUUAAGGGGCCUAAAGAACAUUUUAAGGAUGCAUGUGAAAAAGGUCAAUUGCUCAGAAUGGGAGCAGAUUCCAGUCCCCUCAAGUGUAAGGGCAAUUGUGGCUUUAAAUCUUCAUAACUAUGGAAGUGGAAGAAAUCCUUGGGGUAAUUUGAAGCCGGAGUAUUUGGAUAAGAGAGGCUUUGUUGAGGCUCAUGCUGAUGACGGCCUACUAGAAAUAUUUGGUUUAAAGCAAGGAUGGCACGCAUCAUUUGUUAUGGUUGAGCUCAUCUCUGCCAAACACAUUGCUCAGGCUGCAGCUAUUCGAUUGGAAAUUAGAGGUGGAGAGUGGACAGAUGCAUAUCUGCAGAUGGAUGGGGAACCAUGGAAACAGCCACUGAGCAAGGACUAUUCAACGUUUGUGGAAAUUAAAAAGGUUCCUUUUCAAUCAGUUAUGGUUACUGGAGAGUGAUAUCAACGUCUAGGAUUUAUGUAAAGCAGGUGUAUUACCUGAUUACUUGUAAAGUACAAUUAUGUGAUUCAGUUACGAUGUAUUUGUUGUAUCAAAUCCAUUAUUAGUCAAAAUCUCAUAUAUAGGUGUUUUUUUUUUUUUUUGUUUUCUUCUUCUUAAGUGUGAAGAGAGUAGCUUACUAUUUAGAAGGGGAGUGGCUGGCUACCAGGUUUAUUGGUGCUUCAAUGAAUAAUUCAGGAUCGGCAAAUAAGUGUUGAGGGGAUUGUUCUCUUGUAUAAUAAUUAUUUAGAACAUGGUGAUUAGUUUACGGCGUUCACUACCUGAAUGUGCUUUGUUGUUUUUUACUCACAUCUUUGAGUUGCAAUGACUCUUUUGAUGGAUUAGAUUGUGGCUCAAUGUGUCUUGGUUCCUGAGCCUUUAGUAUUUUCUUCUUUUAGGGGUGGAGCAUGUUGUUAGGGAUGAUGCCCUAAAGCUCAUUUCAUUUAUAUAAUAUUUUUGGUUUA